Messenger RNA from Spirodela intermedia, 1808 nucleotides. Lineage: Eukaryota; Viridiplantae; Streptophyta; Magnoliopsida; Alismatales; Araceae. The record is from the annotation of a GenBank genome assembly.
AUGAGGGAAAUCCUCCACAUCCAGGGUGGUCAGUGUGGUAAUCAGAUUGGAUCCAAGUUCUGGGAAGUAGUAUGUGAUGAGCAUGGUAUCGACCCCACUGGGAGAUACACUGGAAAAUCCGGCGUGCAACUCGAACGUGUUAAUGUCUACUACAACGAGGCAUCUUGUGGUAGAUUUGUUCCUAGGGCUGUUCUCAUGGAUCUGGAGCCGGGUACCAUGGACAGCGUCCGCACUGGUCCAUAUGGGCAGAUAUUCCGUCCGGAUAACUUUGUAUUUGGGCAGUCUGGUGCUGGAAACAACUGGGCAAAGGGGCAUUACACUGAGGGUGCAGAACUCAUUGACUCUGUUCUUGAUGUUGUCAGAAAGGAAGCAGAAAACUGCGAUUGCCUUCAAGGUAUAUUUAGUCUCCAAUGCAAACGCGACUUAAAUUUGUACGUGUGUGUGCGCGCGUGAAAAUUUCUGUGGUCUCAGUGCGGUGACUUAGUUUUUAUUACUUGCUCUAGUGCUGGAUUUAUCAUUAAGAAAUAAUCCACGAAACUGUACACCAUAAUGGUUCCUGCUCUUCCCAGAGUUCUCUUCUUUAUUAGUUAGUGUCUAUGAAAAUUUUCUGUUCGAGCUAGUCACCUUGGACCUUAACUCCCGCCUUGAACUGGGCAAGGGGGGAUUUUGUGUUCAGCGCCUGUAUCAAGAACUGUCUUUUGAGACCAGUUUUGCUGCUUCCCUGAGUUCAGGUUUCCAGGUGUGCCACUCUCUCGGUGGAGGAACUGGCUCCGGCAUGGGAACACUGCUCAUCUCGAAGAUCAGAGAGGAGUACCCCGAUCGGAUGAUGCUCACCUUCUCUGUCUUCCCAUCUCCCAAGGUCUCAGACACAGUGGUGGAGCCUUACAAUGCGACGCUCUCCGUCCAUCAGCUGGUGGAGAAUGCGGAUGAGUGCAUGGUGCUUGACAACGAGGCCCUCUAUGACAUCUGUUUCCGGACGCUGAAGCUCACGACCCCCAGCUGUGAGCCUCCUCCCUCAACCUCAAUGCUUCUCCGUCAUCAUUUAUUAGCUAUCAUAUACCCACAAAUGGCUAAAUCCCCCAUCUUCUUCUGCUGGUUCUCUGUGUGGGUUUGCUUUCGCAGUUGGCGACCUGAACCACCUGAUAUCUGCCACCAUGAGCGGCGUCACCUGCUGCCUCCGUUUCCCCGGACAGCUGAACUCCGACCUCCGGAAGCUCGCCGUGAACCUGAUCCCAUUCCCCCGGCUCCACUUCUUCAUGGUGGGCUUCGCCCCGCUGACUUCCCGUGGCUCGCAGCAGUACCGGGCGUUGACCGUCCCGGAGCUGACGCAGCAGAUGUGGGACGCCAAGAACAUGAUGUGCGCCGCCGACCCCCGCCACGGGCGCUACCUGACCGCCUCUGCCAUGUUCAGGGGGAAGAUGAGCACCAAGGAGGUGGACGAGCAGAUGAUCAACGUGCAGAACAAGAACUCGUCCUACUUCGUGGAGUGGAUCCCCAACAACGUCAAGUCCAGCGUCUGCGACAUGGCCCCUCGGGGGCUCUCCAUGGCCUCCACCUUCAUCGGCAACUCCACCUCCAUCCAGGAGAUGUUCCACCGGGUCAGCGAGCAGUUCACCGCCAUGUUCCGCCGCAAGGCCUUCCUCCACUGGUACACCGGCGAGGGCAUGGACGAGAUGGAGUUCACGGAGGCCGAGAGCAACAUGAACGACCUGGUCUCCGAGUACCAGCAGUACCAGGACGCCACCGCCGAAGACGACGGCGACUACGACGAGGACGAGGAAGCAGAUGCCGACCACGAGGAGCCCUAA